GUAGUGGUAAACGAGGCUGAAGCGUCACAGUGCCAACCGUUCUACCUUGGCGUCGCACGGAUCGAGUUACGCGCAUCUUAACUAGUGUGGCUUACAAGUCUAGUUCCCCGUACCUACCGAACUAUAGAAAGAUCUGACGAGUUGGUGGCUCGAUGCAGACGAGCUUGUAUAUUUGUAGAAAAAGAUGCCACUGUCACUAUGCAGCCAGGUCACGGCCUGACCUCAGAGAUAUCGCCAUGAGUGGUCCUCUCUCUUGGCCCCAAACGAGGCCGUCAACCAUCUGCAGUGUAUCGUAAGAUGUAAUGAUGGCUAAGACUGCCGUGUAUAAAGCGCGAACGGAUUCUGCGUAGUCCGGCAGUGAUAAUACAACUGAUUCCUAAGAUACAUACACACUGUCUCACUGAUACCGAACAGCCAAUUCUGGAUUAAGAUGGUUAAAAUCACUGGCAUUACCGGCGCCCAGUUCGAAGCCGACACGCCCGAAUACGAUACCGCACGUAUCCAAUAUGCCACUUUCGGCGGAAAUCAUGACGACCAGGGGCUAGACCCUCUCCUGAUCAUCAAGCCGAAGAACAAAGACGACAUCAAGCUUGCACUUGCAUACGCCAAUGAACAGAGGAUCGCUGUCGCGAUCCGCACGGGGGGACACCAGUAUAGUGGUGCAUCCUCAACGACAUCCCAGAAUAUUCAGAUUGAUCUGUCAGAGACAUUUGCGGGUGAAUGGUUCUCAACCGAGGAAAUUGAUGGAGAACAUAAGAGGUCACUUGUGCGAGUCAGUGUAAGCUGGCGUCUUAACGACUUCAAUGCUAUGCUUGGCGCGAAUGGUCUAUUCGUUCCGCAUGGCCAGUGUGGUCAUGUUAUGUUAGGAGGUCAUGUCCAGACCGGGGGAUAUGGACAGCUUGGUCGCAGCUUUGGUCUGCUGUCGGAUCAUGUUCGGACGCUGGAGAUCAUCACGCAUGAUGGGCAAGAGCUCGAGGUCGAUCGCACGCAUUUCCCGGAGCUGUUUUACGCCAUGCUGGGUGGGAGUCCGGGGAACUUUGGCGUCCUGACGCAUGUAACGCUCGAAGUGCAUCGCGACCAGGAUCAUCAGGGCGCACGCGCGAUGAAGGCGGGUUGGUUGUAUGACCCAGCUGUGAUGAAACGGUUGACAGAUAUGGUCGUUCAAAUGGGCGAAGACGAUAAUUUUCCCGCGAAUUUCGACUUAUGUGUAAGCGUUAUCGACCACGGCGCGGACUUACCAGCUCACGGUUUCGAUAAUCCUGCGCUGAGAGACAGCAACGACCUGGGACCACCUAUGAUUGUUGUAUAUGCGCAAUGGGUACCAUUGACCCCAGGUGAAGUAUUUGACGAGCGAGCUCAACAAUGGUUCACGGAGCUGGGUCAAGGCGCUUUUCAAGGUAACACCAUCAUCGAGGCGCCAAUGUCAAAAAUCACACCCAUGUGGAUCUUUCCCAACCCACGCGAAUACAACUUACCAUACGUCAAGCGCGCAUACGUCACCAACUCGAAGACAUUGUCGAAGGAUGGUUGGGCGCAGUGGGUGACUGAUAGAUGCACGCAGAUUGUGGGAAAACAUGCUGAAGACCUGCAUCUUGCAGUUCAACUCCAGUGCUUUGGAGGAGGAUUGUCCAAGUUCAAAAUAAAUGCUGACAAUGGAACAUCGCUGAGCUGGCGUAGGGACAGCACCAUUGUGGCCGUGUUGGACUGCUUCCACGACGAAGAUUCCAAGGUUGAUGCGGAGCAAUGGCAGAACGUGAACGAUGAGCAAGGUGUUGGUCCCAAGGGUAUCUUCAGCAGGGAGGACCGUCGGGUGCUCUGGGGCUCAUACGGCGAGUGGGACCUUGACAAGGUGUGGAACUGUUAUUACGAAGACCGUGAAAAGUACGAGAAACUGGGUGAGAUCAGGAAGAUCUAUGACCCGAAUGGAGUGUUCACGUCAAAUCCAUUCUCAGUGAAGCGCGCUGUUUGAGUCAAAGAGCCGGAUGAGUGUAGAUGGCGGUUCAGAGUAGCGAGACAGGAUGUAUGUAUUAGUAGCACAUGUAUUCAACGCAACAUUCUUGCAAAUCGACGUGAUCCGUUAGGAUUGGGUGACAGCACCCAGCCAUGCUCUUGGUGUCGCUUGAAGCGAUGACGCUGCAGUACCUGUCCACGUCUUCUCUAUCACGUCGAUCUUGCCUGCAAGACGUCCCCAAACAUCUCUUCU
This is a messenger RNA of Pseudovirgaria hyperparasitica, 2203 nucleotides long. Its product is annotated as FAD-binding domain-containing protein. Gene Ontology annotation, molecular function: FAD binding. Lineage: Eukaryota; Fungi; Ascomycota; Dothideomycetes; Acrospermales; Acrospermaceae. Bases 431 to 1969 code for a protein of 512 amino acids. The transcript has 3 exons. The record is from RefSeq and is a predicted model, not a curated record.